CGCUAGGUGAUAAAACUGCUUUUCUCGUCUUCAACCCCCCACCCACCCCCAAACGACGACCCAAAACCAGAAAAACCAUUUCCCUUGUCUCACGUAAAUACGCUGCAUUCAACUCCGAUCCCUCCCUUUUCUCAAGCGAUUCCGUAGCAACUUCCUCCUCCCUUCUAUUUCCCUUGCGCGAAACCGACCAACCUUGCAGAUCUGGUGACCUUAUUUCCCUCCUUCUCUUCCUUACCAGACCCUAAUCUCAGGAUCCGACCUCCCUUACUGGUACCCAGUAGCUCGAAGUUGGGGAGAGGGAUAGACAAAUCAGAGAAGAAGGAGAGGUGAGCAGAUUCAGUAGAGAGAGCGACAAGCAAAUCAAAUGGAUGAUGGAUUGGUUGGGCAGGUUGACUCUCACUCUAUCUUGAAUCCAUCUCUCGAAACCCAUCUCGAAGUAACCCAGUUCUCUGAAUAUCCCUCUGAUGGCUUUGAUUUGCUAUGUUCUGGGUUCUUGUUUCUCGUUAGUGUGAUUCAAGGGAAGCUCGAUAGGAUAGGGAAAACCGGUUGUGAAAGGGUGUGAUUUGAUAUUUUAUGGUUUCCGUUGGCCGUCGAACGGAUUAGAGAACCAGUCCAUGUCGGUGGCAAGAUUAGAGGGCGAGAGAACCAGGGGAAGGGAAGGGUUUCGCUAGUACGCUGCUGAUGAUGACAUAAAUUUUAUUUUUAUUUAUUUGUUUUUUUCAUUUGAUAAUAAUAAGAAAAUGAUCAUUUCUAUCUGGUAUUGUUUGAAAAAAAAAAUGCCACAAAAAAACGUUAGUCUAGUCAGCAUCCUUGAUAUUUCCGUUAAAGUUAUGGACGAAAUGGCUAUUUUAGUAUACUUUUUUAAAAUUUGGCUAUUAGUGUCACAAAGUGCAAAGUUACGGCUAUGAAAGUGUAUUUAGCUAAAGUUCUUUGGUUUCUAGUCUUCUCUUUUCCAAACAGAUUUCAUCUCUUAAAGUCAAAAUCCCUAAUUCUCGUUUGAAUCCUUAUUCGUCUCUGGAUUCUCAUAUCGCUCCAAUAUCAAAAGAAGCACUACCUAGUUCGCUUGACAUUAGAACAAACUGCUCCAAAUUCUUGUAUUUUGAGAAAUUUGUUGCAAAGUAUUGUAUUGUGAGAAUUUAUUUUUGCUAAUCCUGUAUUUAAGCAUAUAAACCCCUCUUAUUAUGAUUCUCUGACCUGCAGCUGAGAUUUUAUCCUUCGCAAAGAAAGCCCAAAAGAAGAAAAGGAGGGAACAUAAUUCAAAUGUGAGGCACAAAGACUGGAGUACCACGAAUUCAACAUUCCUAAAACGGUAAGAAGAAAGGCACAGGCUUCAUAAAGCAGAACUGUGAGUUGCCCAAACUGGACUACCUAAGCUAGCUGUGAGACAGUGAGGGCCUGAGGGGGGAAAAGGACAUACAUAUCCUGCAACACAAAAAUAAAAGCUAAAAGGACAAAAACAGAGCAAUUAUGGAGCCUCCUUAUAAUCGACAAGGUGGUUCAGAGUAAAAGUUAAAGCUAUCCUCCUUUUCUUCCCAAGCCGCCAUUGUCCUCUGUUUGUGAAACCUCUCUUCUCCUUCCCUAGUUCCACAGAGCAACCGGAAGAACAACAAUGGCUGCUGCUCUCCAAGUCAACCGCCAUCCUGCUGGAUUUUUCCGAGUCAUCCUCCCCUGCUUUCCGUACGAAAAGGAAAUGGAUCUGCCCCUGAAGUUUGUGGUGAUGUAUGGGUCCGACCUCUCUUCUACGGCCACGUUCAACCUGCCCGACGGCUCCGUUUGGAAGAUCGGCGUCAACAAAGGACCGGAUGGCCGCUCAGCUUGGUUUAGCGAGAACUGGGCUCGAUUUGUGGACCGCCAUUCGAUCUCCAUCGGCUUCUUCCUCGUCUUUCAGUACCUUGGCAGCUCGGAGUUCAAAGUGAAGAUCUUUGACCUCAGCUGUUGCUCUAUCAGCUACCCUCUUCCCUCCGGUAACAGCAGCGAGCAGAGUGGUAGAGGCAGAGCUCAAGCAGUUUCACCCAAUCAAGUUGUGAGCCCUGAAGAAGAAGAUGGCAGCCAGGCUGGGGAGGUGGAGACAUUGUUGAAGCGUGUGAAUGAAAGUGGCAUCGCCAAGGGUCGUAAGUUUGCUCGAACAAUAUCCAAGUUUUGGAAGAAUUCGAAGAAGGGAGUAGAGGAAGCUAUUCUGUGCAAGCCGCACAAUCGCCCUUGUUUCCUGAUGCUGAUGACUUGUGCUCUGAUUAAAGGGAAGAGCAUGGUUUCCAUGCCGAGUGCAUUUGUGGCAGAGCACAUCGAAGAUGGAUGGACGAGUGUGAAGCUCCAAGUGCAGCAGGGGAAGAAGCAAUGGGAUGUGAAUUUGAACAGGGUUCAGGGAACGCAGAUGCGUUGUAUGGAUAGAGGUUGGAAGGGAUUCAGUAAUGACAAUGGUUUGGGAGUCGGGGAUGUGUGUCUGUUCCAGCUGGUUUCUCCGGUGGAGCCUGUGCUGGAAGUCGCGGUGUUUCCUGCCGAGAAGUGACAUCAUCCUCUCCGGAGUUUGUGGCAGCAAGUUGCAUCUGCAAGUUGUUUCAGUAUUCUCAAGCUUUUAUGUUCGAAAACAGUUGUGAAAAUUAUGGGUUUUAGAGUAGGUUGACAACUUCGACAAUAUUAGUUCUAGCGUUUUAGUAGGAUGAUGAAAUGCUUUUUGUUAUUAGUUUAGUUUACGAGACUUACUGGUAUGUGAUGUGGAGUAGUGAUUGAACAGUUGGGUGGUGUUGAUGGACAUAUUAAGCAAAUCAUUAGCAAGAUAAUCAUGUUAAAAGUUAACUGGAGUAGAAUAUAAGGGAGAUAAGAUC
This is a messenger RNA of Linum trigynum, 2822 nucleotides long. NCBI's taxonomy places the organism in Eukaryota, Viridiplantae, Streptophyta, Magnoliopsida, Malpighiales, Linaceae. The record is from the annotation of a GenBank genome assembly.